GCGACGGACCGGUCACGUGAUGCGGGUUUAGCGCUCUCCUUCUCUGACAACUUUUUUGCUUAAAACUAACAAUAAUAUGGCAGAUACUGUACCGUUAGUCGCUGAUUGCGGCGCGGUCUUGCUCAGCGCGCGGUUUGCGCGCCGUUGGCGGCGUUACGGCGGUGGAAAGUCGGCGUCGAAAUGCUCUUUCUUUCAGCCCGAGGAUCACGUGACCUCCACGCGAUUCUUGCCGUUUGGUAAAGAUGGCGGCGGAUGGUUAGAAAACAAGCGAAGCAAAGGGGCAACAUCCUUCAAACCGCCGCGACACUCGAGCUCCCUGGAAAUCGUCUAAUGAUGGAUCCAGGACAAGAUUUGCUUCUCGCAGCCCUUAGUGAAAGUGGAAUCUGCCCAAAUGAUCUUUUUGACAUUGAUUCUCAGGAAACUGCUCAGUCCCCUUCCUCUCAACAGUCAGUUUCAAAGAAUGUCCUUGACAUUGGUCUCGGCAGCGAAGCAGCUGGAAUUGUUGGAAUUGAACCUGCUGUGCCACCCACUCCUACAGUCACAAUCAGACAGAAGCCUCAGCCCUCAACCACCACAUUCGUCUUAAAUCAACUAAAUCAACUGCCAUCGCUGGGAACCAUCGUAGUCACAAAGCCCUCAGUGGGCCCUUCUUCAAGACAGACCAUCACAGUAACCAAGGUGGUGCAGACGUCAUCGCCAGCUCAGAGAAGCUCUUCCUCGCCAUCUGCUACAGCUACCGUGUGCAGUGUGGUCCCACCGACUCGAGAGCAGAUCAAGCUAAAGGACCUGCUCCGGACCAGCGGCGUGAAAACAAACAGCCUUGGUGAACUUAUGAAGCUGAAGCCUCCACCUGAUAUUGCUCAGCCUGUUGCUACAGCUACAGGAACGAAGAUUAUUUUGCUCUCCACAAAGUUGAUGAAUAAACCAGUGGAGGUCAACAACGGUGUGAAAAAGGAGGUGUCGAGCAAAGAUGUUGCCAGAAUCUGGGCCAAUGAAGAAAUCAAAAUGCGCAGCUUUUCGCCUGUAAAUUUACCUGGAAUGAAGGAGGAGGAUGAGCCAGAGGAGGAAGAGGAAGAGGAGUUGGGACACGCCGAAACAUAUGCUGAAUACAUGCCGAUGAAAUUGAAAAUAGGAGAGCGGCAUCCUGAUCCUGUGGUAGAGACCAGCUCCCUCUCGAGUGUCAGCCCUCCUAAUGUGUGGUACAGGCUUUCUGUUCCAGAGGAAACAAUCGACCGUGGCUGGCUAUCUGCUCUUCAGCUUGAGGCCAUUACGUAUGCUAGUCAGCAACAUGAGACUUUCCUUCCAAAUGGAGACAGAGCAGCUUACUUGAUUGGUGAUGGUGCUGGUGUCGGAAAGGGAAGAACUAUUGCUGGAAUCAUAUAUGAAAAUUACCUUCUGGGCAGAAAACGAUCUCUCUGGUUUAGCGUCUCAAACGACUUGAAGUAUGACGCAGAGAGGGAUUUGAGAGAUAUUGGAGCAAAGAACAUCCAAGUCCAUUCUUUAAACAAGUUCAAGUAUGGAAAAAUCUCAUCGAAGCACAAUGGAAGUGUGAAAAAAGGUGUGAUCUUUGCUACAUACUCAUCUCUGAUUGGAGAAAGCCAAACAGGUGGAAAAUACAAGACAAGGUUCAAGCAGUUACUGCAUUGGUGUGGUGAUGAUUUUGAUGGUGUGAUAAUCUUUGAUGAAUGUCACAAAGCCAAAAACGUCUGUCCAAUUGGGUCAUCAAAACCCACAAAGACCGGACUGGCUGUUCUCGAGCUCCAGAACAAGCUGCCAAAAGCACGUGUGGUCUAUGCCAGCGCUACAGGAGCCUCUGAGCCUCGGAACAUGGCUUACAUGAAUCGUCUUGGGAUCUGGGGGGAAGGAACCCCUUUCAAAGAAUUUUCUAAUUUUAUUCAGGCUGUUGAAAGAAGAGGUGUUGGUGCCAUGGAAAUUGUUGCCAUGGAUAUGAAAUUGAGAGGAAUGUACAUUGCUCGACAGCUGAGCUUCCAGGGUGUGACAUUUAAGAUUGAGGAAGUCCCUCUGACAAACAACUACAUCAAAAUGUAUAACAAGUCAGUCCGUCUGUGGGUGAGCGCACGAGAGAAAUUCCAACAAGCAGCUAACUUGAUGGACGCUGAACAGCGCAUGAAGAAGUCAAUGUGGGGACAGUUCUGGUCCGCACACCAGAGAUUCUUUAAGUACCUGUGCAUUGCUUCAAAGGUGCGCAGAGUGGUGCAGCUAGCCCGAGAGGAAGUCAAGAAUGGAAAGUGCGUUGUUAUUGGGCUGCAGUCAACAGGUGAAGCUCGAACACUUGAGGCCUUGGAGGAAGGUGGAGGCGAGCUCAAUGACUUCGUCUCUACUGCAAAGGGUGUCCUGCAGUCACUGGUGGAGAAGCACUUCCCUGCUCCAGACAGACAGAAGCUCUUCAGCCUACUGGGUAUUGAUCUAUCGGCAAAGAAAACCCCAUCACCAGCAGAAACUAAGGAGGAGCAGAAGGGCAAGAAAAGGAAAGGUGGAGAUGUUAAAAAAGGAGCAAAGAAGUCCCGUAAAUCCGGAGGGCUUUCAGGCAGCAGCUCAGAUGAGAGCAAUUCAGAAGACUCUGACAAAGAUGACAGCGACGACAGCUUUAACUCGGUCAGCUCAGGAGAUGACGAGGAUGACUUCAACCCCUUCAAGGAUGAUUCCAGUGAGGAUGAAGAAGAUGAUCCUUGGCUAAUCCGUAAAGACUCAAAAAAGAGCAAGGAAAAGAAGAACAAGAAGAAGAAGAAAAGCAUAGACCCAGAUUCCAUUCAAAGUGCCUUGUUAGCUUCUGGGCUUGGUUCAACCAGGCCUGCUUUCACAACACCUAUUGUAAAAUCAACGUCCAACAACUCUGUUGUUCCCGCUAAAAGUGAACCAGAAGAAAACAGCUGUGUGACCAGUAAUGAUGCAGUGGAGGAUGCCCAGCAAAUGAAAAGGGAGCUGUUAGAACAGCUAGAGAAACUGGCUGAGGAUCUGCCACCAAACACACUUGAUGAGCUUAUUGAUGAGUUGGGAGGCCCUGAAAAUGUGGCAGAGAUGACGGGACGCAAAGGCAGAGUAGUCAGCAAUGACGACGGCAGCAUCUCGUAUGAAUCAAGAUCAGAACUGGACGUUCCUGUAGAAAUUCUGAACCUUACGGAGAAGCAGCGAUUCAUGGAUGGAGAGAAGAACAUUGCUAUAAUAUCUGAGGCAGCCAGCUCUGGUAUUUCACUUCAAGCUGACCGUAGAGUGAAGAACCAGAGAAGAAGAGUUCAUAUGACUUUAGAGUUACCGUGGAGUGCAGACCGAGCUAUUCAGCAGUUUGGUAGAACACACAGAUCUAACCAGGUAACGGCUCCUGAGUAUGUGUUCCUGAUAUCUGAACUUGCCGGAGAACAAAGAUUUGCCUCCAUUGUUGCCAAAAGACUAGAGAGCUUGGGCGCGCUUACGCACGGAGACCGAAGAGCCACAGAGACUAGGGACCUCAGUCGAUUCAAUUUUGACAACAAGUAUGGCAGAAAUGCUCUUGAGAUUGUUAUGAAGUCCAUUGUCAAUUUGGAUUCUCCCUUGGUCUCUCCACCUUCUCAUUUCGAUGGGGAUUUUUUUAAAGAAAUCCGCAAUGGGUUAAUUGGUGUGGGGUUGAUAAAUGUGGAGGAUAGGUCUGGUGUUCUAUCACUGGAUAAGGACUAUAACAACAUUGGAAAAUUCUUAAACCGUAUCCUUGGCAUGGAGGUCCAGCAGCAGAAUGCCCUCUUCCAGUAUUUCUCGGACACUUUAAAUGCUGUCAUUCAGAACGCUAAAAAGAAUGGCAGAUAUGACAUGGGAAUUCUGGAUUUGGGCUCUGGGGAUGAGAAGGUUAAAAAGAUUGAUGCGAAAAAAUUCUUGACGCCAGGUUACUCCACCUCAGGCCAUGUUGAACUUUAUACUGUCAGUGUAGAGAGAGGCAUGUCAUGGGAGGACGCUACCCAUAUUUGGGCAGAACAGAACGGACCAGACGACGGCUUCUACGUGCAGGUACGGAAUAACAAGAAAAUAGCCAUCAUGGUCAAGGAAGUCAACACUAAAAAGAGACUGUUCAUGGUGUACCGACCAAAUACUGGAAAACAGCUCAAACUGGAGACGUAUGUAGAUAUACGGAAGCGAUGCAAAAAGGUUCUUUCAGAUGAGGCAAAACAGUGUUGGAUUGAUCAGUACGACUCUUCAGCGGAUGUUUGCUCUCAUGCUUAUUGGCGUGGGAACUGUAAGAAGGCAUCAGUGGGACUGCAGUGUGAAAUAGGACUGCGUUGCCGGACGUAUUAUGUCCUGUGUGGCUCCGUCCUCAGCGUGUGGACCAAAGUAGAAGGUGUUUUAGCCUCUGUAAGUGGAAGCAACAUGAAGAUGCAGAUUGUUCGUUUGAGAACCGAGGACGGACAAAGAAUAGUGGGUCUGAUCAUUCCAGCAAACUGCGUGGGUCCGCUUACCAACAUCUUGUCUUCAUCAGACCAAUCGCAGCAGCUGGCUGUGCAGCAGCAGCAGAUGUGGCAGCAGCUGCACCCACAGAGCCUCAGCCACUCGUUCAACACAUAGCAAAACCCAGUGGGCCAACAGCAGACACGGGACCCCAGCGCUGCAUCACGAGCCUUCCUCCCCGCCACUAUGCUAUGAGGAAGCUUGCCUUUGUGUGGAUAGAGGCUUGCUGGACUACUGACUCAAAAGCUGUAAAGCCUCCCAUGUUGAAGAGGAAGUAGUGUGAGGGAUGGGUUGGGAGAAUGAAAUUUUCAGGCUGCUUGUUUAGUUUUUUUUUCUCCUUUCCCUGUGUUCAACCCCUUAUUCUCUUUAAAGCUGCAAAGUCGAGCAUAAUUGUUUUAAACAGGUCAGUGCUCAGGGGUUCGACGUCACAUCAGUUCUUUUACGGGCCUCAAAACAUAAGGCAUGCUUUGCCCUGGUUUUGGACCCCAUACUACUUGGCCAUUGAUCGACUCUUAUCUAUUCCAUCAUUUUUGCACUGAAUUAAACACUUUGGCCAAAGAAUAAUGUACAUGUUAUCCUCCUUAUCAAAAUAAGCUAACUAUCUUGGCUGAUAACUUGCAUUUGGGUAAAAAAAAAAAAAAAAUCGGAUGUUUGUGGCUAAAUUAUUAAUUUACUUGAAAGAAAAUCCCAGUUUAUCCUAAUUGUGUCCAGAGCCUUUUUUUUUUUUCUUUGUCUUUGAGGCUCUCACAUAACUACCCCUAAGAAUACAAAUUUUUGCAAAUAUUUUAGUUCAGGAUGUAGUUGUACAAAUUCCGUGAUUACAUGGUGAAAUUUCUGGUAUAUCAUUUUGUUUUAUUUUGAUUUGUUUAUUAUUUUGGAGGAGAUGCAUUUUUACAAGAACAGAAUUGCACAAUGAUUGACUGCAAGGUAGGAUCCUAUGGGAUCUGCCUUUCUGCACUGUAAACCCCCUGUGACAUUCUGUAGCAUGCUUAAUGCUACCCACUGCAAACAUUUUGAAGAGAUUUGUUGAAUGUCAUAGUGCAAAAAUGGUGGAAUACCUGUGUAAAGAUCAAGCAAGAUCUUGAUCAAGUAAUGCUCUCCUAGGGAAAGCGCUGGCUCUUUAGUGGGUGUUAAUACAUUUAAUAAAUUAUUUCCCUUAAAGACUUGUCUGGGCUCAUCAGGAACUGACGCUAUGGGUUAAAUGAAAAAGUAGCUUUUUUCUCUCUUUUGGUCUAUUUAUCAAGCAAGUUUAAGAGGGUCAGUUUAUUUUUCUGCUUUGCUCUGUUUUUGUAUAUUUAAGAACAAGAUUUGUUGACUGAACAUUGUUAUAAACUGGAAUCUGCUCAUCGCAAGGCCAUGUCACCAGUGGCCAGCUUUUAAUUAGCACAUUUGCUUCUUGCUUUUAGUAUUUGCUGUCACAUGGAACAUAUAAUGUGGUAGGGUGGAAGAACUGUAAUGCCCCUUUUUCCCCCCUACCACCCCAUAAUUUAGUGUAAACGUUCAACCAGUGCAAAAUGAUAAGUUUCUCCAAUAUUUGUGUAUAGUUGCAUAUCUGAAAUUAUGUUCUGCUUACAGUAUAGUUGUUGGCACACUUUAGGGACAAUAUCAUUUCAGCCUUGCACGAGUUGCACUACUGAUGGAUCACUUGUAAAUACAAAGGAAAAAAAAAGACAAAAAACAAAACGAAGAACCCUAUGAACAUUGAGCUGAGUGCAAGAUCUCUACCUCUUGCAUAUGACCAAUAAAUCUUGUGGUUAAACUUGAA
Messenger RNA from Clarias gariepinus (North African catfish), 6196 nucleotides. It is a transcript of the gene sbno1, whose product is annotated as strawberry notch homolog 1 (Drosophila). The transcript has 33 exons. Bases 253 to 4548 code for a protein of 1431 amino acids. Gene Ontology annotation, cellular component: nucleus. Lineage: Eukaryota; Metazoa; Chordata; Actinopteri; Siluriformes; Clariidae. Gene Ontology annotation, biological process: regulation of DNA-templated transcription. Gene Ontology annotation, molecular function: histone binding; chromatin DNA binding. The record is from RefSeq and is a predicted model, not a curated record.